ACGCUUUCGACAACGAUGAGCGGUAGCUGGAAUGCUGGACCGAAGGUCGCGUUGCAUAGAAAGGCCACUUCACUCGCUUUGCUCUUGGCGGAGGAUACUUCAUGGAUUUCUCCUUUUUUGGUCAUUUCACUGGACAGAGGCAGAAGAGGUGGUCAAUGAACCAGACUUUCAGAAAUUCAUCGAGGAGAAGAUCCUUUUUUUCGAGCGGUCUCGUCAGCGAAUGCUGCAAGACAAUGUUGCUACUGAAGACGUGGUGGACAUCCAGUAUAGCAAUCUUACCUGGAUACCACCAUUGGAUUUAAGUCCACCUGGUGCAUUCGGUGGUGCAUGCCUCUAUGCCGGGACGAAUUACACAUCCUGGCGAAUUCACACCGACAAGAACAUGACUGACAAUACUGCACGCUUGCGAGCUGUUAGGCCCAACUUGCAAACUCCCGGUGCUCCAGCAGGGCACUGCUUGAUUGAGGAAUACAACUUUGUGGAUGUUGUGCCACCAUUGGAUGGAAGCAUCACCUUCCGCGCUCAACUCACGGAAGUCUGGUACACUGGUGGCAUCACCUUCAGUCAAGGUGGCCAAGUGAAGUUGUGCCUUUCACCUCUCGGGACGUUUGCCGACCCAUCAAUUCCAGCGUUGGGAGAUGCUGCAUUAGUUCCAGAUGGCUACACAGAAUAUCGAGUUCUUGGCGCCAUGGACACUUGCGACCAGGGUCCAGGCUGCCUUCAAAAGCGACGAUUCUUUUGCCACCUGCCACAUCAGUAUUAUACGCGAUACUUGCCCUACGAUCUGAACUGCGAUAUGUUUUUGCAAGCUACGAGCUCACCCUUGCUCUAUUCGCGCAUGGCUGUUAUGGAUGACGAGCAAUGUGGAAAAAGAACUGGACUUUCUAUGGUGGCAAACUUUGAAGGUUAUUGGGAAAGGAUAGUGGAUCCAAUCACCAAGAUAGAACUGGGGAAGACCAGGGAAGAUCGGACGCAGGGAUUUCACUAUUUGCUGUGCUUUUGUCCGGCCUUUGAUGCAUCAGAGGGAAUCUUCCCGGUAAUUGAUGGCGUUUGUGGCCAGUUCGAUGACUUUGUCCAGCAGGUGGGUGUGCUGGAUGGUUUGAUGACUACAUUUCUGGAUGUGGAUAGCGUGGUUGUCGAGCAGAUAUUGCCUAUGACGCGGUUCACAAUCCGAGUUGACUGUGGAGGAGGCUUUGACAGUUGUGAUGCCAAUGACUUUUCCAGCAUCAAGGUGAUUCCGCGCUCUUGGUCUUCAUUGGAUUCGUCCAUUGGCUUGAUGCACUGGAACACGAGCAAUUCUUGUCCAGAGGCUGUUGAAACAUCUCAGUGGUACUCUCCGGUGAACUGCCAGGAAGAUGGACUGCGGAUGAGCGAGAAUUGCAAGGCCAAUGGAGGAACAAAUGCCACCGAAAAGAUUUUUGGCUUCAACGAGAUCAAGUUUUUGCCAAAGGUUGAUGCAGACAACGCCGGAGUAGCUCAGUUCUUUGACAUAUGCUUUGUUCACAAGGAUCCGGCAGUAGAUGGACUCAAUAUUCGAUCCUUCGAACCUUUUGGUGAUGCUGCCAUGCAAGAGACCACUCGAACCUUCUUCAAAGUUGGCCAGCUCGUAGUGGAGCCACUUUGGCUUUAUGGCACUGAUGGCUGGGUGAUGACACGCCCAAAUAUCAUCCGCCUUGGGCCUCCUGACCUGACAAAGUCGAGCAAUCUUCAUGGCAGUGUUCUGGAUGGCUACCUGGCCAACGGGACAAAUCCAAUGGGGCCUAUGAUCAAGGUGAUUUUGGAGGAUCAAACCACUGGAUCCUUGGAUGCGUAUGGCUGCUUUGGAUUCAUCCCCAAUGAGGCCUCUAUUGCUGGGGUGUACUGCGCAAAUCGGUCCUUCUGCACACCCAGGGCCACCAAGACGGGUGAGGAGCUGAUACUGGAUGGUGGAAAUCCAGAUCACAGAAUCACUGUGCUCAAGGCUGGCGUGACAUCUGUGUGCUACUGUGAGUCAUGGCCUGCCGAUGGACGGGAACGCUGCAACAGGGUGGAAGAUUGGAUUUUGGUUGGGAAAUUCCUGGUGUCGGGUGCCCGUGGAAAUCAGGAGUGGACCUUGGAUACGGGCAUGGUACAGAGUCUGGAAGUUGAAGGUUGGGGCCUACGGGAGACCAACACCAUCCGCAUCCUUGAAAGGGGCAAGACGUGCCGUGAGGAAGGCUACUCACAGGUGGCUACGCAUGUGAAAUGGUGCUCAGCAAAGAACAAAGGUGCCAGACAUUCGCGGAUCGGAGGUGUGGUCUCCGUCAUGUGCGGUUUAGAAGGCGAAACGUGCUGUUCAUCGUUCUUCUUAGAUGUCAAGUCAUACCAAUCAGCUCCUGAGCAACGUCCGCUGCAUGCCUCCAAAGCCUCUGAGAUCCUGAACUUCAUUACGGGUGACAACCCACAGUAUUAUCUGCCGCAGAACUCCAUGCAGCUCAGGCAUCUCAAUCAGUCUGUGGACGACUGUUUCUGGAGCUUCACACGGAUCUUGAGUGUGCACCUCAGCUACGUGGACACCAACCGCUAUGGCUCUGAAGGACGGGUGAUUGCGAUCUACCUCCUCUUUGAGGCUCUCAAUGGCCUUCAAGCCCAAACCUCCUAUACCAUCGUGCGGACCGCACGAUCUUGUUUUGCAUUUUCAGCACAUGUGUCUCAAUAUUUUGAUCGGCAUACGACCUAG
This is a messenger RNA of Durusdinium trenchii, 2698 nucleotides long. NCBI's taxonomy places the organism in Eukaryota, Dinophyceae, Suessiales, Symbiodiniaceae. The record is from the annotation of a GenBank genome assembly.